AUGGAAAGGACAAAUGAGCGACUGAUCACCCUCAUGGAGAAUCAGGUUCAACAGGCCAAUGACGACGGGAAAUACUAUAAGAAUAUGGCAUAUCAUCGUCCGCCGCAAUACGACGGAGAAGCUGAUCUAGUUCGCUUCGAGAAUUGGCUCGCAGAGAUGGAGAAACUUUUAGAGGUCAUUAACUGUCAAACACACCUAAAAGUAAAGCUGGCUUCCUUUUACCUAUCUGGUCCAGCAGAGUUAUGGUGGCGUUCUGUCAAGGCCACUAUGACUGAUACCUUUUGGGAUGAUUUCUUUAUAACUCUUCGUCAACAAUUCUAUCCGCCAUCACUCCAACGGAAAAAGGAGAAUGAGUUCUUACAUCUUCGUCUGGGUCUUGUGACCGUGAUUGAGUACAGUUGUAAGUUCAAUGAGCUGUCUCGAUUUGCUUCUGACAUCGUAAGCAAAGAAAGUGAGGGUCAUGUUUCCACUAACUGCCGAGAAGGGAUCCAGUUAGGAGCUAGUAGUACUGGUAAUUAUGGAGCUCCUAGUUCUUCGAGAAAUGUUCAGAGUAUUGCAGCUAAGAGGACUGCCGGUUUGCACGCUAUUAGCAACCAUGUAGACAAUCUUCAUCAGGCGUUUGAGGGUAAGAUUUCAGACAAGCAUCUACCUGCCGAUUUAAUAGUUUUUGAGUUGGGUACAUAUGAUAUUAUUUUGGGAAUGGACUGGAGAGAGGUUGACUUUCAUAUUGAUCUAAUUCCUGAUGCUACCCCUAUCUCUAAGACUCCGUACCGUUUCGCUCCAGCUGAGUUAGCCGAAUUGAAAAAGCAAUUGGAUGAGUUAUUGGAGAAAGGUUUUAUCCGACCUAGUUGUAUUGAUUAUAGGGAGAUUAAUAAGAUCACCAUUAAGAACCGUUACCCUUUGCCCAGGAUAGAUGAUUUGUUUGAUCAGCUAAGAGGUGCUCAGGUGUUCUCGAAGAUUGAUUUAAGGUCUGGAUAUCAUCAAUUGAGGAUAGCCAAGGAGGAUGUUCCUAAAACAGCAUUUCGGACUCGAUAUGGACAUUAUGAGUUUUUGGUGAUGCCAUUUGGGUUAACAAAUGCACCUGCAGCAUUUAUGGAUUUGAUGCAGAGGUAUCUUCGUCCUUAUUUGGAUAAAUAUUUGGAUAAAUUCGUGGUUGUUUUUAUUGAUGAUAUUUUGGUAUAUUCAAGGAGUAGGGAAGAACAUGAAGAACACUUGAGAAUGAUUCUGGAGCUUUUGAAAAAAGAGAAAUUGUAUGGGAAGUUUAGUAAGUGUGAGUUU
This is a messenger RNA of Amaranthus tricolor (Joseph's coat), 1278 nucleotides long. RefSeq lists its product as uncharacterized. NCBI's taxonomy places the organism in Eukaryota, Viridiplantae, Streptophyta, Magnoliopsida, Caryophyllales, Amaranthaceae. The record is from RefSeq and is a predicted model, not a curated record. The annotation marks the transcript as partial. The transcript is spliced from 5 exons.